UGCUGGGCCGGGUCCCGCUGCCGCCUCCCGCCCCGGGCAGGUCGGACGGGGCGCAGCCACUUCCUCGUAUCCCGCAUCCCGCCCCGCAGCGCCGAGCAGCUGCCGGUGCCGCUCCAUGUCGUACCGGGAGCUGCUGAGGCGCUGGCACCGCGCGGUGCUGCUGGCGGAUGGAGGGGACUGGGACGGGGCGCUGGAGACGUUGUGCGGCAUCGAGGAGCCGCCGGGCAGGAUCUGCUUCAACGUGGGCUGCGUGCACCUGCGGGCCGGGCGGCUGCGGGACGCGAUGCGGGCAUUUGAUCAGACAGUCACAAAGGACAACUCCCUCGCUGUCGGCUACUUCCAGAGAGGGUUUGUUUGCCUGCAGUUGGAAAUGUAUGAAGAAGCUCUGUCUGACUAUCAAAUGGCCUUCAGUCAUCUACGGAAAAACCCCUUCAUCGAUUACAAGCAGCUGGGGCUGAGGCACAUUCUCUAUGCAUGGGAGGUGCUGUACAGCACUGCUGCCGUGCAGUGCCGGCUGCAGCAGUGGCAGGAGGCCAAAGACACCCUAGAGAAAGCCAUCGUGUGGAGACCCGAAGGAAGAUCAGCAACGCUGGCCCUGGCCCUUGAGCGAGUGCAGAAUCAUCUAUUUUUAGAGCCUAUGCAGGUUCCCCCGGGGGAAUUUUUCAGACCACGAAAGAAGGAAGUUGAACAGCUGGAUUCAAAGGAUUUCCUGGGUAAACCCAAGGUGAUCUCCUCCAUCAUUCCUAAUGAUGAGUACAUUGGCUUUGAACCUCUCAGGCCACAGAAACAGGGCUUUUAUGAACCCAGUGCUGAUGCUGUGAGAGACCGUGAAUCCGGCUACUAUCGAGUUUUGUCCCAUUAUUACCCGGAGGGUGCAGAGAAGUUGGCAGUGAAAGCCAGCAGCCUGGUUUUUGUGCUGGCAAGAGGAGCAGAUGGCUGGGCUACAGCCAUCCAUGAUGGGCAGAAGCUGCACAUACCGACCUCUCUCCUGGAGCCUGCCCCAAAGGUGGAUAAAUGGAAGAUCAGUGAUGGGAUUCCUCUCCCUCCUGCCCAGUUGCCUCCCAGCCGGCUCCAUGUGAAGCAGAUCCCAGAAUCUCCUGGGGAAGAAAAUGUUUCUGCGAAUGAUUCUGGAUCCCAGGUGGAUUUGGAGGUCCCCGUCACCCACAGAGAAGCUCCAUCCAGCACGGACAGACCAGCUGUGCUGCGAGUGCGUUGUGAGUGCUCGGUGCUGGUGAGGGCAGGCGAGGUGCCGUCAGUGCCGGCGCUGCGGGCGCUGCUCCGGGAGAGUUUUGGCCAGCAGGCAGAGCGUGGGAGGCUGAGCUACAGGCAUUUGGAUGGCAAAGAACUGGGUGCAGUUUCAGGAGAGGAAGAUCUAGGGAAGAUGUGGCAGCAGCUGACAGAUGGCAGGAUCACACUCUGCUGCCAGGACUCGGACUCCCACUCAGGCAGACCCAUCCUCUACCGGAUGCUGGCCCAGCACUCAUACCCUGCACAGGGACCAGGAGACCUGGAGUUCAGCAAGGGGGAUGUGCUGGAUAUUCUCUCUGAAGUGAACGAGGACUGGCUUGAAGGACACUGCAAUGGCAAGACCGGCAUCUUCCCUAAAUGCUUUGCAACCCAGACCAGUUGUGCUGCCUUCCCAUAGGGAACAGCAGCCUUCUGCCUGACUGCAUGAGGAGCCCACUGCCAUCAGUCCCAUCUGCCUUUGGUUCUUUUCUCGAGCCCUUAGACAGUCCUGCCUGGACUUUCCUACUUCUUGCUGUGUGGAUGGGGGUCUUGCAGCAAAGAGAGGCAGCUGUGGAGACACUCCUGCUCACACCAGCCUGGGGCUCUGGCAGAGGCUUGGAGGGUCAGUGCAGAGGACAGGCUGGGCAUUGCAGUGCUGGCCUGGUGGCUGGAGCUGGAAGCACUGAAAGGGACUGUCUGGUUCCUGCAGCUGAGCUGUGCUGGGCUCUGCUGAUGUAGAUAAAACACUCAAGUGCCUGGAGCUGGAGCCUGCUAUGGAUUUAGUGUCUGUCAAAGCUGGAGUAUAUAACUUGAAUAUAAAAUAAACACUGAGCCAAGUUGGCAGCUCUUAAA
This is a messenger RNA of Coturnix japonica (Japanese quail), 2079 nucleotides long. RefSeq names its product NADPH oxidase activator 1 (gene NOXA1). Gene Ontology annotation, molecular function: superoxide-generating NADPH oxidase activator activity; protein binding. Gene Ontology annotation, biological process: superoxide anion generation. NCBI's taxonomy places the organism in Eukaryota, Metazoa, Chordata, Aves, Galliformes, Phasianidae. The record is from RefSeq and is a predicted model, not a curated record.